This is a messenger RNA of Drosophila montana, 2060 nucleotides long. RefSeq lists its product as uncharacterized. Bases 92 to 2020 code for a protein of 642 amino acids. The record is from RefSeq and is a predicted model, not a curated record. Lineage: Eukaryota; Metazoa; Arthropoda; Insecta; Diptera; Drosophilidae. The transcript is spliced from 2 exons.
CAAAUUUGGUCUUCGAACUGAUUAGAUCGCAAAAAAAAAACAAAAAUUAAAUUGAAAAGGAACACUAAUAUUUUGGAAAGAAUUCUACGUAAUGCUGCACCGGGUUAAUUUUUAUGAUGGCAAUAACAUGCGCGGGCGGCCACAGCACUUUGGACAGAGAGAACUAUUUGGCAACCCGCACAAUGGUUUCGGUGUUCAAUCUGGCAAUGGAGUCAACGUGCAGCUCAACGAGAGACGCGACUGGCUAUUCCAUUUGGGCUUGAGCCCCAGCUGUGCCCAUGAUCUAGCGGUGCAUACACUCGAGCAGCCAGAGUUCAACCUAACCCACUUUCAGCAGCAUUGGAAACGCCUUAGCCUGCAGCUGGGCCUCGGACGACAGGCCGAGGUGGAUGCCAUAGUUUUACGUAAAAUCCGAGAGCUUCUGCAUCGUCAAAUGGCCCCAUCGAGUUAUCCCAGAACACCGUCACCACCACGCGGCAUCAACUGGAACUCAAGUCGUGGAAAUUCGCCAGAUUGUGAUCCUAUUCCCUUGGCAUAUCUCGCUGAUAACAGGAAUGACCACUACCCGGAACGCAGAUUGACUUCCACGCCUGUGGGAGAAAUGGGCUUUCGACCACCUGACUUGCAUCGAAGAGAACCAGAUGUAUACAAUAUAGAUGCAGAUCCACGAAAUCUGGAGGAUAACUUUCAUGGAGAGCAGGCAAAUCAUUUUACCCCAUACAACAACAAUAACAAUAAUUAUCGGAACCUUAACUACCCCACCGAUAAAGUCUAUAAUAUAGAUUCAGAUCCCCGCAACAUUGAAGAUGAUUUUGCCCCACCACACACUAACAAUUUUGUAGGUUGCCCCGUUCAACAUAUAAAAAGUUCUGAAAACAAUGCGUUCUUCAAACACAAUUACCAUCGUCGGUUACCUGCUUUAUCCAGCGAUAAAUUUCAUUUUAACAGAGAACAGCUUCCAUUCAGAAAUUUAAAUAAUGUACAAUUCCAAAAUGCAUUGGAGCCCACGUUUAGGCGACUUAGUGGCAGAAAUGAUGCUGGGAACAAUAAAAAUUUGAAUUCAAAUCAGUUGCCAAACAUUUACCGAGACAGGGGACCCCAUAGAACCGAAAAUACCGCGUUUUCAAACGCCAGAAACGGGCACUGUAAAGGCAGAGGAUGUAAACGCGCUGCUGAGCCAAGCAAUGGGGAACUUGACCAAAAUAAACGCAAGAGGCGCAUUAUAGAGCAAGUGGAUCAAUUAUUUAAAAUAGGCGACUUUGAAAUGCCCUAUCUUCAAAGCAACUGGAAGCCGCUACCGCAGCCGGAGAGCAAAUCAUAUGCAAUUAAGUUCUUUCGACGUAAGCACUGCAGUAUUGUUGGUGGAAAGGAGGCGGUGCCUCCACAGGCACCAGCUCGGAAUACCCCGAUACUAUCUUUAAACUAUAGUCGCGCUGCAGCCAAGCGAUUUCGUCAGGCCCUCCGCGAUGAGUGGACGGAUAUAUACAGGAACAUGAACUACAGAAGCUGGGAUAUUUGGUGGAAAGACUUCAAGUGGUGUGAGGCGGGCAUCGAUAAAGAGCUCGAGCGCUUUAAAGGCAUUAAUUUAAGAUACUCAUUUCUGCAUGUUAAAAUGAGCUAUGACAGGCCGGAGGCAAUUAAGACACUCCUGCACUCGGCUCAUUUGGCGUUGGAGUUGAACAAGACGAAUUUUCAAUCGAUAAUGGGCACCAUUUUUGAAUUGACAAACGAGUCCUUCUUGGAGAAAUUAGACUCGGAACAUAUGUGCCAACUGCAGGAUAUCAUACGUUACAUACCGAAUCACUUGUGGGUCUACAAGAUGCGCAGCAUGGUUUAUUUGUGGUCUCGUUACAGUCGUAUUCGAACAUCGGCCAAUCCUUCAAACAGGGAACUCUGGGCCACGCAGACACAAUGGAACAGUGCCCUGUUUCACUGGCUAGCUAAACAGGCCUACGUAGAGCUCAAGACUGUCAGUGAAGUCGAGUGGACUGAGCACAGUAAAAUGUAUCCAUUGCUAUAGUAAACUUUAUUUGUAUUUGGGAAUAUGUAUUUAUGGACUC